AUGUCUGUUAUUGGUCUUGAUUUGGGUAACUUUUCAUCAUACAUCGGUGUGGCUCGAGCCGGUGGUGUUGAAAUCAUUGCGAAUGAAUAUUCGGAUCGUCUAACACCAACUUAUGUUACUUUUGACAAGUCGACUCGUUCAAUAGGUCAAUCAUCUAAGGCAAUGGAAGUUACACAUGCAAAGAAUACCAUUUGUAAUUUUAAACGAUUAUUGGGUAGAAAAUAUCAAGAUGCACAUGUUCAACACGAAAAACAACUUAAUGCAUAUUCCAUUGUUGAAGCAAAAGAUGGCUCAGUUAAUAUCGAAGUUGACUAUUUGAAUGAGCGUAAACGAUUUACACCUGAACAAAUAACUGGAAUUUUGUUUACAAAAUUAAAACAAAUUACUGACACGGAAUUGAAGACCAAAGCCGUUGAUUGUGUUAUUGGAGUUCCUUGUUUUUUCACUGAUGCUGAACGACGAGCUAUGCUUGAUGCUGCGCAAAUAGCUGGUUGGAAUUGUCUUCGACUAUUGAAUGAAACUACAGCUGUUGCCCUAUGUUAUGGUAUCUACAAGGCAGAUCUUCCAGAACCAACUGAGAAACCUCGUCUUGUUGCUUUUGUUGAUAUGGGUUAUACAACAUUACAAGCGUCUAUUGUUGCGUUCAACAAAGGCAAAUUGAAAAUGGUUGCAACCGCUUGUGACCCAUUAUUAGGUGGUCGGGAUUUUGAUCACCUAAUUUUGGAUUCUAUGCGUGAUGAUUAUCAAAAACGCUAUAAACUUGAUUCAUACAGCACAACGAAAGCUAAAUUACGAUUGAAAGCUGAAUGUGAAAAAGCAAAAAAAUUAAUGUCAAGUAACGUUCAACCAAUUCCAAUUGGACUUGAAUGUUUUCUUAAUGAUAUGGAUGUUAAUGGAAAAAUGUCACGGGCUGACUUCGAAGAAUUAGCUAAACCGUUACUUGAUCGUAUACGAAAUACAAUUGAAAAUCUUCUUAAAGAAGCGAAAGUACCAGCUGAAGAAAUUGAAUCCGUUGAAAUUGUUGGCGGUUCAACUCGUAUACCUGCGGUCAAGCAAAUCGUUCAAGAUGUUUUCCAAAAACCACCGAUGACAACAAUGAAUGCUGACGAAAGUGUUGCACGCGGUUGCACUUUAAUGUGCGCUAUUUUGAGUCCAACAUUUAAAGUUAAAGAAUUCAAAAUUGAAGAUUGUCAACCAUAUCCAAUAACAUUGUCAUGGCAAGGUGGCGUCAAUGAAGAUAAUGAAGUUGAAGUAUUCAGUCGUUGGAAUGUUAUUCCAUCAACCAAGAUGCUUUCGUUCUAUAAACGAGAACCAUUAACCGUUGAAGCUCGUUAUUCCUACCCAAAUGAUAUACCAUUUUCGGAAUCACGUAUUGGUCAAUAUACUAUCGAACAAAUUCAGCCACAACCAGAUGGUACGCCAUCAAAAAUAAAAGUUAAAGUUAGACUUAAUCGUAAUGGAAUAUUUGAUGUUACACAAGCAUCAUUAAUUGAAACGAUCGAAGAACCAAACCAACCAGCAGAAGUUAUGGAAUCAACACCUGCUACAGAACCAGCACAAAAUGGUAUCGAUCAAAAUCCACCAACUACAGAAGAAAAAAUGGAAGAAACUGCUCCAACUGUCAAUGGUACAGAUAUUCCUAGUAGUGGCGAUGCACAAACAACAGACGACAAGAAAGACGAAGAAGAAGGUGGUGAAGAAAAACCAAAAACAGGUAAUACAGCAGCAACAAAAAAGAAGAAGAAAGAAAUUGAUUUACCAAUUACACCUCGAGUGCCUGGCGCCAGCAAAAAAGAACUUGACCGUUUAAUUGAACAAGAACAUGAAAUGAUUGCACAAGACAAGAAAGAAAAAGAACGUUCAGAUGCUAAAAAUUCUGUUGAAGAAUAUGUUUAUGAUAUGCGCGGAAAACUCGAAGGCGGUCCAUUGGAAAAAUAUGCCGAUGACGUUAUUCGACAACAAUUAUUGAACGAACUACAACUAGCAGAAGACUGGCUCUACGACGAAGGAGUACAUCAAGAAAAAAGCGUUUAUAUUGAACGCUUGAAAAAGCUAAAAGAUAUUGGAGAACCUAUUCGUAAUCGUUAUCUUGAAGCCGAACAUCGUCAAAGUCAUAUGCAAGACUUAAUGAAGUCGAUUCAACGAAUUGAUGAAGCUAUACAAAUAUAUUACACAAAAUCAAGUGAUAAAUAUUCACAUAUCGAUCAAAGCGAAAUUGAAAAAGCCAAUAAGAUCUUAACUGAAAAACAAACUUGGUAUGAUCAAACAGCCAAUCGUUUUAAUGCGCUUAAAAAACAUGAAGAUCCAACUAUACUUUGCUCACAACUCAAACAACAAAGAGAAACGCUUGAACGAGAAUGCUGGGCCAUUCUGAAUAAACCAAAACCAAAAGUUGAGCCGCCCAAGGAAGAGCCUGCGAAACAGCCAACAACUAAUCAACAAGAACAAGCUCAAAAUCAACCACCACCACCACCACCUCCAACAUCAUCAGGAAAUCAACAAUCAACUGAACAGCAACCAUCGAUGGAAGUUGACUGA
Rotaria socialis is the source of this 2538-nucleotide messenger RNA. The record is from the annotation of a GenBank genome assembly. Lineage: Eukaryota; Metazoa; Rotifera; Eurotatoria; Philodinida; Philodinidae.